Messenger RNA from Phlebotomus papatasi, 2366 nucleotides. RefSeq names its product eukaryotic translation initiation factor 4 gamma 1-like. The coding region runs from base 1 to 2235 and encodes 744 amino acids. Gene Ontology annotation, molecular function: protein binding; mRNA binding; translation initiation factor activity. Lineage: Eukaryota; Metazoa; Arthropoda; Insecta; Diptera; Psychodidae. Gene Ontology annotation, cellular component: eukaryotic translation initiation factor 4F complex. The transcript has 2 exons. The record is from RefSeq and is a predicted model, not a curated record.
AUGCAGUCAAAUGGUGAAAAGAAAUCCAUGCAAAAGCAUGGCAAAGGCAACACGGGGAAGUCCAAUCGCCAGAAAAACAUGGCAAGGAACAACGAUGGCAGAAGCAAUUCCAAAAGCGGCGAUUUCAAGACACCACACAGCACCAAUACCACAUGGCCGAGGCCUAUGGUGAACUAUCCAUGCCCUCGGGUUCCAGUCUCUGUUCCUGUACAAUUGGUUCCCCGAUCACAAAUAAACAUGGCUCCGGCUACUUCGCAUGUUUUCGGAGCUGGAGUUCCGAUGUACCCGAGGUACAGCCUCAGUGUCCCCCCACCCCCACCUCCGAUUUCAUCGCCGGCACUGCCCGUGCAGCAGAACAUACCGAUAAUACCAAACAUGGCUGCAGCAUUUCCACCAUUGCCGCCGCCCGCUCCCAGAUAUAGCAUGAAUUUUAGCGAAUUCAACACUUUGCCGAGGUAUUCGAAGCCUCGAUUUGCACCAGUCACAAUAACUCGUGCCCCUCUCACAACAUCAACUAGUAAGGCACACUGGGAACGGGAGACACCACAUGCUAUUCCCAUUGUCGAUCCCAAUUCCAACAAGGACAUUCGGAAGGAGCACAUUGACAAUAUUCGAAAACAUGCAAGUCUUGUUGACCUCACAGUGGAAGAUCGUGGUCUGAAGUCCGAUUCCCAGGGGACAUCACAGGAACAAUUUUGUAUACAAGACUUGCAGUUCCUUCAAGAAAGUCUCAUCUCCAACGAAGAAGAAGUGACAAAGAAUGAUCUACAAGAGUUAGUACAUGAUUCCUGUGUUCGUGAGAAUCAGGAAGAUGAUCAAAAUACGUCUCAGCAGAAGCCCUCAACUGAUGAUAAACUGGAAGAUUUUUCCCAAAAUGAUAAUGAUAUAAUGAGUGAAGUAACAAUCAAAAGUUCAGAUGAUCAAAGUGAUGCAUCGGAUGGAGAGCUGUUGGAAUUAACAAGUAACAAUGAAGCAAUAGAUACAGGUGAAGAACAGAACGAACAAUGCGAUAAUCUUAUUGCUGGUAAUGAGAGUAAUUUGCAGGAGGAUGCAGCUACAGAAGAAAAAGAAAGCUAUAAAGAUGAGAAUGAGGAGGAAAAAUCGUGUGAAAAUACCAAUGUGUGUGAUAUGGCUUUGCCAACCAAGAGGAGAACGUAUACAUUGGAUUUUUUGUAUAAAUUCAAAGAUUGCAGAAUGCGGGGAUAUUAUAUUAAGGAUUUGAACAAGUGUCCAGAUGCUAUUAGGGACAUUGAUAUCAAGAGGACAGUCACUGUGAAUAAUUUAUUUCCACAUUUUGCGGUGAAGGGAACAGAAAAUGUCAUAAUAACAACCAAGUCCAAGAAGAAGGCUCAACCGGUAGCAGACAGGAUAGUCAGUGAGCCGAUAAGGACAUCAUCGAAAGAGCGUACAAAAUCUCCGUUGAAAGGAAAAUCAAACAUAAUUCACGUGAAUUUAUCUAUUCAUGAAGAUGUCAAGUUAAAUGAAGUGCAAAAUGCCUGGAGGCCAUCGGUAUUCACUAGCCAGACAGGUGAUUUUGGGGAAGAAGUGGAAACGGAGAAUUUAUUAAAACAAUUCCGAAGCAUAUUGAAUAAGAUAACACCGAAAAAUUUUGAUGUUCUCCUUGUUCAAGUGAAGGAAAUGAAAAUUGAAAGACCGCACCAUGUGGAUGAGUUGAUUAGUUUGGUAUUUGAAAAAGCUGUGGCUGAGCCCAAUUUUAAGGAAUGCUAUACCAAAUUAUGUCAACAAAUAUCAAAAGUGUACCAACCACCACCAAAUUCAAGCACAAGGAGUGACUUUGAUUUCAAACGUAAGCUCAUCACGCGAGUUCAACAUGAAUUCAAUACCUGUAUUGAGAUAUCACAGAAAAAUGUGGGUGAUUUCGAAAGUGAAGUUGAUUAUGAUAGUGUGCGGAAAAGAGCAAUUGGAUCUGUUCAAUUUGUUGGUGAACUUUUCAAUUUUGAGUUGCUUUCGUUAAAAAUAAUGAAAAGUUGCGCACAUAAUCUUCUGAGUUGCGGUACUGAACUAGCUGUGGAGUUGAUGUGCAAGUUUUUGUCAACAAUAGGAGCAAAAAUGGAAAAAUCUGUGAGAGAGUUGAUGAUUCGACAUGUUAAGGAAGUUUUAGCUUCAAAAAAACAAAAGUAUCCCAGCCGAAUCCGUUUUAUGGUGUUGGACUUGGAGGACCUGCACAAGGCUUGGAUUCAAAAUAACAUCACUUCAAAUGACCUAAUGAAAUAAAUUUAUUAUCAGAUUUUUUUUAGUACAGUUAACGAAAGAAUCUGUUAAAUGGAGAAUUACUUUUACUUGUUUAGUCCUUAUUUUUAUUUUAUUUGAUCAAUAAAUCUCAAAGCAUUGGAUGCUGCAAUGUA